AUGGCAGAGAAUAGGCCGGUAGGCCUUCUGUUCGACAUUGGGGGAGUUUGUGUGGUUUCUCCAUUCCAGGCAAUACUUGACUAUGAGGUGGCGAACAAUAUCCCACCGGGCUGGGUGAAUUUCAGCAUCUCGCGGACAUCGCCCAGCGGCAGCUGGCACAAGCUCGAGCGCGGUCAGAUUCCCAUGGACGCCACUUUCUUUACGGGAUUCAACGAGGACCUCCAGAAUCCUGAGCUGUGGAAGCAAUUCCAUGAGCAGCUCGCGAAGAAGAAAGGACAGAGCAACGCAGGCUCCAUCCCCCCACUCCCAAAGGUGGAUGCGGAGUGGCUCUUCUGGGAGAUGAUGAGGAUAUCCCGCACUCCUGACCCUUUUAUGCUUCCGGCACUUCAAAAGUUGAAGGCGUCCGGACAGUAUCUUAUGGGUGCUCUUUCAAAUACCGUGAAGUUUCCCGAGGGUCACUCAUUCAACCAGGAUACAUCUGGUGUGAAGUCACAGUUUGAUUUCUUUAUUUCAUCCGCCCACACGGGGCUUCGCAAACCCGAUCCGAAGAUAUACGAAGUGGCAAUUAAAGAGAUGGAUGCUUUAGCCAAGCAGCGCGGGCUGCCGGGGAUCCAGCCUUCGGAUAUUGUCUUCUUCGAUGAUAUCGGCGAAAACCUAAAGGGCGCGAAGAGAGCUGGCAUGCGCACGGUGAAGGUCACCCUUGGAAAGAUCGAAGACGCAGUCAGGGAGCUUGAGAAGAUCACGAGUCUACCAUUGCUCGAGGGCGAGGGCAAGGCCCGACUAUGA
Penicillium canariense is the source of this 786-nucleotide messenger RNA. RefSeq names its product HAD family hydrolase. The transcript is spliced from 2 exons. The record is from RefSeq and is a predicted model, not a curated record. The coding region runs from base 1 to 786 and encodes 261 amino acids. NCBI's taxonomy places the organism in Eukaryota, Fungi, Ascomycota, Eurotiomycetes, Eurotiales, Aspergillaceae.